AUGGCUGCAUCCCCGGACACCAAUAUUGAGCGACUCAAUGGCAAUUGGAUCUUGGUAAUUGAUAAUGCCUUCUACUAUGAGCUCGACGCCAUCGGCGAGAUCUAUUCUGACUGUGUGGAAAUCCAGAAUAAGGAACUAUCAAGCAAUUCGUUUGAUGCCGCCCUGAAGCUGCAAAAAAUCUCUUGGCUUUUACGGAAGGCUCUUUCGUUCGCGACUAUCUAUCUCCAGGUUCUACAAUACCCAAUCAAAGACGGCCAAUCCAGCGAACCUUCAAUCAAGAUCGAUUUCAUACAAACAGCCACCGGUGGACUGUCUGGAACAAAGGAGGAGCGUUUGCUGGAUUGGAAGGAAUAUGAUCACACUGAUUAUUUCUUUGGGGCAGUCAGGGCUUCUAGUCAAUUCGUUUCUGGGGCUCCUGUUAAGGAUGGAUCCAUAAGGCCAGAGUUCGACCUUAAGACAAAUACGACGAGUGCGGAGAUUAAACAAUUUCUGACCGGAGAGAUCAAUGAGGACUGGACCAAGUCAGCUGGUUUCUUGGUCGAGUCAAAGGACGAUGAGGCUGGGGAUAAAAUCCUGGGCUAUUGGGUACACACCUUCGAGCGUAGCGAAAAACUGGACUGGACAGCAGAGCAGAUUUGGGGAUUCGAAAUGAUCGGUGAACUGCGCUACUUCACCCGACGGGUCGUGAUUAUGACAAGCAAAGGCCAGCACAUUUGUCAAAAGCUCGUUUAUGAUUUUGCCGGCUACUAA
Molecule: messenger RNA, 750 nt
Organism: Penicillium brevicompactum
Lineage: Eukaryota; Fungi; Ascomycota; Eurotiomycetes; Eurotiales; Aspergillaceae
Exons: 4
Coding region: 1-750 (249 amino acids)
Source: RefSeq, a predicted model, not a curated record